Messenger RNA from Rhinopithecus roxellana (golden snub-nosed monkey), 667 nucleotides. It is a transcript of the gene ZNF593, whose product is annotated as zinc finger protein 593. The transcript is spliced from 3 exons. Gene Ontology annotation, molecular function: nucleic acid binding; zinc ion binding. The record is from RefSeq and is a predicted model, not a curated record. Bases 109 to 513 code for a protein of 134 amino acids. NCBI's taxonomy places the organism in Eukaryota, Metazoa, Chordata, Mammalia, Primates, Cercopithecidae.
UGCCUUGCCCCGCUGCGUGGCCUGACGUAGCUGAUCGGCCCGGAAGCGCUCACACGUGUGCUCCCUGCCCUCCUCCUGGCCCCUCGGCCGGCCGGGCUGUUUCUGGCCAUGGGUCGCUCCCGCCGGACAGGCGCGCACCGAGCGCACUCUCUAGCCCGGCAGAUGAAGGCGAAGCGGCGGCGGCCGGACCUGGAUGAGAUUCACCGCGAGCUGCGGCCUCUGGGACCCGCACGGCCCCAGCCCGACCCAGACGCCGAGCCCGACCCCGACCUGCCAGGGGGCGGCCUGCACCGCUGUCUGGCCUGCGCGAAGUACUUCAUCGAUUCCGCCAAUCUGAAGACCCACUUCCGAUCCAAAGACCACAAGAAAAGGCUGAAGCAGCUGAGCGUCGAGCCCUACAGUCAGGAAGAGGCGGAGAGGGCAGCGGGUAUGGGAUCCUAUGUGCCCCCCAGACGGCUAGCAGUGCCCACAGAAGUGUCCACUGAGGUCCCUGAGAUGGACACCUCUACCUGACAUGGCCUGAAGAUGCAGGGCAGAGGAGUUGCCUAUGGACAGUGACGCAAGGACUAGGCUGGGAGGGAGCUGCCAACCCCUUUGGCUCUGGGUUUGGGGAACGGAGGGCCUCUUCUGGGUGCCCUGCCCCCAAUAAAGGAACUGGACAAAGAGA